AUGCUAUUUAAAAUCUUUUUCUGUACAUAUUUAUUUUAUCUAUCUAUCUAUCUAUCUAUCUAUCUAUCUAUCUAUCUAUCUUUUAUCUAUGUUGUCAUUUUUUCAUAUCUAUCUAUCAAUUCAUUAUCUAUCUAUCUAUCUAUCUAUCUAUCUAUCUAUCUAUCUAUGUUCAUAACUGUAUAUCUAUGUUUAUCAGUUUCUUCAUAUCUAUCUAUCUAUCUAUCUAUCUAUCUAUCUAACUAUCUAUCUAUCUCACUUAUCUAUUCAUAUCUAUUUAUCUAUCUAUCUAUCUUUGUUCAUAACUGUAUAUCUAUAUUUAUCAGUUUGUUAAUAUCUAUCUAUCUAUCUAUCUAUCUAUCUAUCUAUCUAUCUAUCUAUCUAUCUAUCUCACUUAAAAAGGUAUUUUUCUUUCUCUCUGUGGGUUUCUUUAUAUUUUCUCCUUUGUGGUUCUAUCUUUUUAUUUAUUCAUUUUGGUAUCUAUCUAUCUAUCUAUCUAUCUAUCUAUCUAUCUAUCUAUUCUUGCCUGUUCAUAUGUAUCAGCCUGAUCAUAUCUAUCUAUCUCAGUCUGCUCCUUAUCCAUCUAUUUCUCUCUGUUUGUUCAGAUCUAUCUAUCUAUCUAUCUAUCUAUCUAUCUAUCUAUCUAUUAGUUCAUAUCUAUCUAUCGAUCUGUCUAUCUCAGUCUAG
Acanthosepion pharaonis is the source of this 684-nucleotide messenger RNA. The record is from the annotation of a GenBank genome assembly. NCBI's taxonomy places the organism in Eukaryota, Metazoa, Mollusca, Cephalopoda, Sepiida, Sepiidae.